AUGUCACCACAAGUUGCCCCUCGACAAAGGGCAUGGGCCCCUCGACAUAGCACGAUAUCGCAAUUCUCCAAAAGUAUAUUAGUCGCUUUUCUCAUCGCCCUGCACGCCGUAUCGCCUGCCUAUGCCGUGAGGAUUCCUUUUACAAACUGCCUUGGCGACGCCUACCGCUUAUCCGAACCGACGAGACUGCAAUGGGUCCCCUUAUACGCCGAUGCCGUGUUCGAUACUGAGGACCAAAAACACAAUCUCCGUGUUAUCGUGUGGGGCAAUGUCACAGGUUCUCGAAAUGGCAGUUCGCUGCCACUACCGAGUGAUGGUUCUUGGAACGACGACAAAGAUAUCAAUGGCAAAAUUUCUCAGCUGCCCGAGAGCGGCUACCAGACUGCGACGACCUACUUCCCCAAGGUGAACUUUUUGACCUAUGUUCCAUAUAACCAGAGGUUUGAUUUCUGUAAUACUUCAUUGGUCAACAGUUCAUGCCCUCUCGGUCCCUCCUUUGAGGAGGUUGAUUACAGUGAUGCGUACAAGUUGCCUUCUAUUAAUAUCACCUGGGAUGCUUACGCAUCAUAUGCCUUCGCGUCUCUGGCACCGCGCAUGUCUAUUGUUGAUGGAACUCGGGCUGCGCCAGAGAUCGGCUGCGUUUCCAUGUCUGUAACCCCGGAUCUUGGGGGCCUUUCGUGGCUCCUCAAGUUUCUGCCCAUGAUUGUGCUGCUCUUCACAGGUUUCGCAGUCGUUUUCUCCUCCAUCUUCAGUCCCUGGGGCUCAACCGAUAUUUUUCACUGGACCUCCAACUAUGGACGCGAUGUCGAUUUACUCCGCCUCGUCACCCCUGGAUUUGGCGACUGUCUUCAGUAUAUCCAGUUUAUUGCCCUGAGCGGCAGUCUCACCCUCGAUUACCCUGGCUUCUAUCAACCCAUCGUCAGUCAGAUGGCAUGGUCGACCCUGAUGUUCAACGAGAGCUUUGUUGCCGAUGCGCCUUCGUGGCAAAGUGUCGUAGAUGGUAUCUAUGUCACAAACGGUACCUAUGGACUCCAGGAGCUUGGCCAGUUGGUUGGCAUGGCAGAGAGUCAAGAUAUCUGGGCCGGCAUGAUGGUUUGGUUAUGCGUGUGUAUCGCCUCAGUGACUGUGCUGGUCCAGGGAGGAUUCGCAGUCCAGUGGCUAUUUCGCAAGAUCAACAACACACCUGAGGAAGAUUUGCGCUCCAAGAACCUCCCCUUCUCCGUCGGAAAUGCCGUCCGCAUCGUCUUCAACUACUUUUUGUUCCCUAUUGUCGCCUUGUCAUGCUUUCAACUCGUCGUCGCGGGUGACUCUCCGACAUACACCAUUGCCCUCGCCGUCGUUACUCUAAUCUUUCUUAUUAUCUUUGCCUCAUACCUCUUCUAUCUUAUCAUCAAGACAAGACCUAAAUCUGUCCUCUACGACGACCUACCUACAGUACUUUUAUAUGGUCCUCUGUACAAUACUUACUCUGAUGAGGCUGCUGCAUUUGCUCUCAUUCCCGUCUUCUUGACGUUUCUCCGGGGCAUUACUGUGGGUGCAGUUCAACCAAGUGGCAUCGCUCAAGUGGUGCUGCUCGCCAUCUGCGAAGUAAUUCACAUCCUCACAAUCCACGCUUUCCGUCCAUUCCAGCGUUCAACAGCGAUGAACGCCUACCACACACUUUUUGGUUCUCUUCGUCUCGUUUCCAUCUUACUAAUGGUAGCAUUUGUGCCUACACUCGAUGUCUCUGAGGGUGACAAGGGUUGGAUUGGGUACAUGAUUUUGGGAAUUCAUGGUACGGCUCUGAUCUUUGGCUUCUUCCUCAACGCUUUGCAGACCAUCAUUGAAGUUACGGCUCGCAUGCUCGGCGCCGGUGGAGACGAUGCUCGAGGUUUGACCCGAGGAGGACUUACAAAGAUCUUUGGUGCACGACAGUUGUCUCGCCGCAACACACAACAUCGUAACACUGGCCCAUCCCGAGCCAGCCAGUUGUCGACCGCCGCAAUGUUGGACAUGGACGAUGGUGGCAAGUCAGGAUAUGUCAUGCCUAGCGGAAGGGUUCGUAGCGAGUCUGGUGCUAGUCUCGGUGGAUUCAUGAACCCUCGGCAUAGAAGCAGCUCGGCCCUCGAUAGCAUCGACGUCUACUCUGGUAUGCCGCAAAACAUUGACAGCAACAGUUCCUAUAUGCCCAAUACGCCUGGAGAGAGGAGUACGUUUUCUUUCCUGCCCUCCCCCAACGCUGCCCGCCAUCACCCCACACAGUCGAUGGACGCCGCCGACCCCUACUACCGACCCCCCAGAAGACGACAGGAGAUGACGAACGAAUCUAUCCAUUCAGAAGGAGCUGGCGCCAUUAACCCAACAGACCCCAAAAGGCUCAGUCAACCUGGAGGCUUGGGCGACCCGGCAGACAUGGGCGCGGAUAUUUCUCGAGGGGCAACUCCAGCUCCUCCUCCUCCUGCUGGAUACUCGCAAGUCAGCAUUCCUCCAAAUCGACCCGAUUAUGCUACUCGGGAAGUGGACUUUUACUAUGGUGUUCGUGGACCAGCCUUGAAUUCAGAUGGACCGGGUCGAAAACUUGGAACUGGGCCUGCUGAUCCCACAGGCCCUGUGGCUACUGCUUCAGGAUGGUUCCGAAACCUGUUUGGUGGCAAGACGAAGGAAAAGGGCAAGGGUUUCGAGGUUGUCAGAAGCUCGCGAAUGCCCCCAGCUAUGAUGGCUAGGAACGGCGGGGAGUCACCUCCUGAGGGUAUUCCUGUGGCUAUGGGCGUGCUACGAAACGGGCCCAUCGACUCUGAUGAUGAUGAGCCUCGGCCCAGAAGGUCACCUGGUCGACAGCCACAGCCGCAACAGAGUUCUCUUCUAGACGACAACGGUGAUCCCCACGACUCUGAGCCAGAGAGCCCUACUUUGGAGCGACCACGACGCACUUUCAGUGCUGGAAGCGAGAGCUUUCCCAGGGAGCCGAGCAAGUCUUUAUCCAAGGCUCCACAUAUCGCAUUGCGCGAGGCUGAGGACGAUGCCCCAGAGAUCCCUCGCAAGAGUUCCAAGCGUGCGUCGGGCCAUUUCGCAGGUAGCAGUGAUCACAGCCACAGCCGGGCACCGUCACUUAAUCUGAUGAACAUGCCUGGGUCAACAAUAUCUUUCGAGUCGCAGUGGCGCGAUCAUGAUGCUCCAAGUCGCGCUUCGAGUCACCAUCGAGCUACACUAUCAGCAUCUUCACGGCUGCCAUUCGAGCGUACAAACUCUCAGAAGCGAUUGUCGUCUAACUCAUCUAUAGAAUUCCCGGGCGAAUUCUCCCAAAUCGACUUCGGCCCGUCGAUUGAUGACCGACCCGCCAGUUUUGGCAUGGUAUCACAACAUGGUGUCAGCCGAGUUGACCCGUUGCACCGUGACGUGGAUUUACUCGGCAGCUCUGCUGAGCUUGUCGAAGACCCUCCCGCGAGACCUCGUACUUGA
Molecule: messenger RNA, 3438 nt
Organism: Fusarium coffeatum
Lineage: Eukaryota; Fungi; Ascomycota; Sordariomycetes; Hypocreales; Nectriaceae
Exons: 2
Coding region: 1-3438 (1145 amino acids)
Biological process (GO): transmembrane transport
Source: RefSeq, a predicted model, not a curated record